ACGUUCAAAGUUUCAACAAAACUAUAUAAUAUAUAUUUUUUAAAUUCAUCUUUGAAAUAAAACGUUUUGCACUGCUCCUUCUAUGACCCUCUUUUUUCUAAUGUUAUAAUGAAUAAAGUAUAACUCCGAUGAACUUUUAUUUAUAGUGUGAAAUAAAACGUUAAGUAUACGUUAGCGAAUCGGACAGUGUAAGUCUUUUAAAACAGCAUACCUAUAAUUGACGCUUUUGAUGAAUUAAAGCGUCAGAGAAGCAUACUCAUCUCACUAAAAAACAACGAAGGGGGAUAUUUUGAAGCUCAAUUAAAGAAUGUUUAUGUAAGUAAAUAAUAAUUAAUUAAUUAAGUGGACAAUCAUUAUAAUUAUUGUAAAUAGCAGGUGAUUCUAACUUUUUAAAUACGCCAAAACUACUUUUCUAGUUUAUUCAAAUGUGAAUUCAGCUUUACUUUUAAGCAACGUGGAAAAUAGGUAGUUAUUGUAUAGCUGAAUCACUAUUGAAUAACGUCCAUCGCUGAUUAUAACGUUUUAUUCGUGUAAAAUUUAAAUGGACAUCCCUAAAAAUCGUAACUGUCAAAAAAUUUAAAAUUUUCAUUGUUUUGAACUUUGGCUCUGGCUAUUUCUUUCUACUAAAACAAGAGCUCAUAAUAAAAGAUAGAAAUCUUUUAAUCUAAAGAAAAAUGGCUGAAAAUAAAUUAAGCUGUGAUGAAGUACCUGUAAAAUUUACAGAAUGGCUUCUGAAUAUGGGUUGCCCAUCUGAAAAGGUUCCUUCACUGGACAAAAUCGCACAGUAUGUCAAGAAUGGAAUUCCUAUUUUAUGUUGUUUUUGAUAGUGUUCACGUCUAAUACAGAUACUUUAAUUUUAGAAUGUGUAGAGGUCAAUAUUAUAUGGUAUGGCGCAGUGUAAUGGAACAUGUAGAACCUAAGAAUAUUAUUAGACAGAAAAGACUGCAGGUAUUUUGUGAUGAUAUGCGUAUGUGGAAAAGAAAAAAUACGUACAAGUACCAACAACAUUCUGAUGUAUUGAUACCAAAUCAGUUAGCUCUCUGGCAACAACAUAAAGACAUCAAAGAGAAAGUUAGUAAUGCAGAAGUUAGAAGAGAAGAGGCACAAAAAAAUCUGAACCAGUUAAUGGAUAAAAUAUCUACUAAGUGUAAGUAUUAUAUUGAAACUAGGAUAAGACUACAACUUUUUUCAGGUGAAUUUCAAGAUUCACUUAAAGAAGUAUAUUUCUGUAAUACCCAUGUUUUAUGACUUUUUUUGUUUUUUUUUUCCUUCAUCUGCAAUCUGCCUUUAAGCUUUAAUCAGAUGCAUUGACAU
This is a messenger RNA of Diatraea saccharalis (sugarcane borer), 1314 nucleotides long. NCBI's taxonomy places the organism in Eukaryota, Metazoa, Arthropoda, Insecta, Lepidoptera, Crambidae. The record is from the annotation of a GenBank genome assembly.